Messenger RNA from Panicum hallii, 3102 nucleotides. Its product is annotated as probable leucine-rich repeat receptor-like protein kinase At5g49770. Gene Ontology annotation, molecular function: protein binding; ATP binding; protein kinase activity. Lineage: Eukaryota; Viridiplantae; Streptophyta; Magnoliopsida; Poales; Poaceae. Gene Ontology annotation, biological process: protein phosphorylation. The record is from RefSeq and is a predicted model, not a curated record. The transcript has 19 exons. The coding region runs from base 60 to 2915 and encodes 951 amino acids.
GAUCUGGUGACACUUUGAUUUGCGUGGAGGCCUAGCCUGGAGGGUGCAGCACAGUGGCGAUGCAUUGGCCGCUCCUUCUGUUCUUGCUCCUGGUAGGGCUCCGGCCAAGCUUCAGCCAGACAAACUCCCAAGAUGUUGCCGCACUUCAGGCUUUGAUGAAUAACUGGAAGAAUGGACCACAAAGCUGGACAGGUUCAACCGAUCCCUGCAGCUCCUGGGAUGGAAUUUCCUGUUCUAAUGGAAGGGUGACAGAAGUGAGAUUACCAAGCAUGAACCUGCAAGGUACAUUAAGCGAUGCCGUAGGCCAACUAUCUGCUUUGAUGUAUCUGGAUCUGUCUAACAACCUAAAUCUCGGAGGUCCACUUACUCCAAAAAUUGGAAAUCUGAAGCAGCUUACAACUCUGAUUUUGCUUGGAUGCAGCUUCAGUGGUAAUAUCCCAAGAGAGAUAGGCAACUUAUCGCAGCUCACAUUCCUGGCACUAAACUCAAAUAAGUUCACUGGUGGAAUUCCACCAACACUUGGCCUUCUUUCAAAUCUUAUCUGGUUAGACAUGUCCGCAAAUAAGCUGUCAGGACAAAUACCCGUUUCUCCAGGGUUGAAUCAACUCGUCAAAGCUAAGCAUUUCCACUUCAGUGAGAACCAGCUGACAGGCCCAAUGAGCGAAAGCCUUUUCAAUGGCAACAUGAACCUUAUACAUGCGAUAUUUGACAACAACAACUUUACUGGACCAAUCCCAGAAUCUCUUGGACUAGUCAUAUCACUUCAAAUAAUCCGACUAGAUCAUAACCGGUUCAGCGGUCCAGUUCCUGAUAGUAUUGGCAACCUAAGUAACCUGAUGGAACUGAGCUUAGCAAACAACCUACUAAACGGGACAAUGCCAGAUCUCACUAGUGUAACUCAGCUAGAUUAUGUGGACCUAAGCAACAAUAACUUCCCAAGCUCACGAGCACCUGGAUGGUUUUCAACGUUGACAUCCCUGAAUAGCAUAUUUAUGGAAAAUGAUGAUCUUACUGGAACAAUCCCUAGUGCUCUGUUCAGUUUACCCAACCUGCAGCAAGUAUCACUAGCUAGGAAUUCAUUCGGUGGGAAACUUAAUAUGACAGGUAACAUCAGCUCACAGUUGCAGGUUGUUGACUUGACAAAUAAUCAAAUCAUAGAGGCUGAUGUAACAAGCUACAGCAACAGCCUUAUAUUAUCAGGGAAUCCUGUAUGCUUUGAUAACACUAGUUUCUGCACACUCAAGCAAAAGCAGCAAGUGCCAUAUGCCACUAACCUUGGCCCAUGUGCUGCCAUUCCAUGCCCCACUGAUCAGUCAGCAAGUCCAGUCACUUCACAGAACUGCGCAUGCACCAACCCAUUUCAGGGUUUGAUGAUCUUCCGAGCACCCGCCUUCUCUGAUGUCACAAGCCCCACAAAUUUCCAAAUUCUGGAGUCAACACUUCAGCAGAACCUCAGCCUGGCAUCAGGAUCAGUUGCUCUUUCCAAUGUAGAAUUCAGUCCAGGAGCACCUCUAACAUUCACAGUGAAGAUUUUUCCGGUCAGUGGAACGAGCUUCAAUCGCUCAGAUGUUAUAAGAAUCAGUACUGCCCUGGUCAACCAAACUCUUAAAGCCCCAACUGCAUUUGGACCAUACAGCUUCAUAGCAAGCACUUACUUUCCAGGUCCCAGCAAUAAAAAAUCCUCAAUGGGCAAAGGCGCAAUAAUUGGAAUCGCAAUUGCGGGCUGUGUCCUUAUUGCUGGCUUUAUUAUGGCAGCAAUGUAUGCUCUACGACAGAGAAGGAUAGCCAAGGAGGCAGUAGAGCGAACUACAAAUCCUUUUGCAUCAUGGGGAACUGGUGGUACAGACAACGGAGAUGCACCGCAACUGAAGGGCGCAAGAUACUUUUCAUUUGAGGAACUGAAAAAAUGCACCAAUAAUUUCUCAGAAAUCAAUGAGAUAGGAUCUGGAGGAUAUGGGAAGGUGUACAAAGGGACACUCGCAAACGGGCAAAUAGCUGCAAUAAAACGAGCACAACAAGGAUCCAUGCAAGGUGUAGCUGAGUUCAAGAAUGAGAUAGAACUGCUGUCCAGGGUUCAUCACAAGAACCUUGUGAGCCUAGUGGGUUUCUGCUACGAACAAGGGGAACAGAUGUUGGUUUACGAAUAUAUCCCUUAUGGGACAUUAAGGGAGAACCUCAUGGAUAAAGGAGGAGUGAGCUUGGAUUGGAAGAAGCGCCUCAGAAUUGCCAUUGGCUCAGCAAAAGGUCUAGCAUACCUCCACGAACUUGCUGAUCCGCCAAUCAUACACAGAGAUAUCAAGUCAACCAAUAUCCUUUUGGAUGAAAGUCUCAAUGCAAAGGUUGCUGAUUUUGGUCUUUCAAAGCUAGUAUCUGACACACAAAAGGGUCACGUUUCUACCCAAGUAAAGGGAACACUGGGCUAUUUGGAUCCUGAAUAUUACAUGACACAACAGCUUUCUGAGAAGAGUGACGUCUACAGCUUCGGAGUUGUGCUGCUAGAACUAAUAACUGCCAGGCAGCCCAUAGAGAAAGGCAGGUACAUUGUUCGUGAGAUCAGGACAGCAAUAGAUCAGUAUGAUCAAGAAUACUAUGGCUUGAAGGGCCUAAUCGAUCCAAAAAUCCGGGAUUCAGCUAAAUUAAUUGGCUUCAGGAGAUUUGUGCAGUUGGCUAUGGAAUGUGUGGAAGAGUCUGGUGUUGACCGCCCAACAAUGAAUGAUGUUGUGAAGGAACUUGAGACCAUCGUCCAGAAUGAAGGGACACAAUUGUUAAACUCAGCAUCUUUAUCAGCUGAAAAUUUUGGAGAUGCAAAGAGCCAAGAUCCUUAUGCAGAACAUUUGCCCAUGAAUGAUGAAAGCAGUAGCAACACCUUUGAUUACAACAGUGUAUAUUCAUACUCAGCUGUUCAACCGAAGUAGAUAUCAGUCUCUAGUCUGUUUUUGGUGCAUAGUCCAAGUGAACUGGACAUUAGGGAUGUAUCAUACAAUAAUCACCUUUCCUGUCUGUUGAUAAAUCAGCGCAUGAAUAUUCUUGAAACACUGUGUCAAGUGACUUGCUUAAGAUGAAACGGUAGUGAAUGAUCUGUCUAUAAUACCAUUUAUAUGA